This is a messenger RNA of Orussus abietinus, 7378 nucleotides long. RefSeq names its product serine/threonine-protein kinase minibrain (gene mnb). Gene Ontology annotation, molecular function: transcription coactivator activity; protein serine/threonine/tyrosine kinase activity; ATP binding. Lineage: Eukaryota; Metazoa; Arthropoda; Insecta; Hymenoptera; Orussidae. The coding region runs from base 1040 to 3088 and encodes 682 amino acids. The record is from RefSeq and is a predicted model, not a curated record. The transcript has 9 exons. Gene Ontology annotation, biological process: positive regulation of DNA-templated transcription; peptidyl-threonine phosphorylation; peptidyl-serine phosphorylation. Gene Ontology annotation, cellular component: nucleus.
GGGCGUGCAGUUCUCGCGUGUCCGUUCGAGGCUCGCGGGUUUUCGUGGGUGCAACGGCUCGCGCGCGACGUGGCGUCCUCGUGCCCGUCGCGGAACUCGGCUCGCGAUCGGGCCGGACUCGCAGGUCCGGCAGGAGGCGGCUCGCGGAGGUGUCCGCGGUGGCGGCGGCGGCGGCGGCGGCGGCGACGACGGCGACGGCAGAUCGGCCGCGAAGAGGCUGGCGCGCGUCGGGCACGGUAGCGCGGAGGAGGCGGCCCAUCGGGGGAGGAGGCGAGGUGCGCGACUCGGCGUUCGAGGCGUUCGAGGCGGACGAGGCGGAGCAGGCGUAGGCUCGAGGAGACUCUCGCUCGGGAACCCGCCAAAAUCGGGAGGCGAGGCGCGUCGAGGUGCGCGCCACCGCGCGGCGAGCCCGAGCCCGCCGCCGCGGCCGCCCGAGGCGCCCGAGGUGAUCCGGCGCUGGUGCGGGCUUUUGUUAUUAUUUUGCCGCGGUGCUUUUGACCCUCCGCGGCCGGGCGAGUUCACUCGGUCCGCCAGCCAGGGGGUGUCCGGCGGUCCGUGGCGGCGCGCCUGCCCCGGCGGCCCGACGCCGCUCCCGAGCGCCGCCCGACGACCCGGGGACCCGCGCGCCCCUCGACGCCCCUCGGCGCCCCUAGGUGAAAGCGAGACCACCACCACCACCACCGGCACCACCACCACCACCGUCGCCACGUGAUCGCCGAGCGGGACCGACUCCAUGGCCGUAACCUGAUUCGCGCGGCGCGCCUCUGCCCCCUGCCGACGGAGACGGCGCCCGUGGCCGCCCGCUCGGCCCCUUGAUGGCCGGGACCUGACCGGGACCUUACCGGGACCUGACCGGACGGGCCCGAGCGGCGCGACGUGGGACCCCGAGGUACGAGAUUUCCCGGAGGACCCCCUCGGAGCGGCGGCGACGGACGGAAGACGCCAAGGACGGGACCGGAGGGUCGCCGGCGGGGCCCGGGGGCCGCCGGGGGGCCGCAGGGGCCCCAUGUUGUGAGCGGCUGAGGACGGGCCGGAAGGGAUGGAGUAUGGGAGCGGAGGAGGCGGCGGAGGCGGAGGGGGCGGCGGGGGCGUCCAGCCUCCCUCCGCGGGGUCGAGGGGCAUCGCGGGGACGGACACCACCGACGCCGCUUGGCACAAGCACGAGCAAAUGAUCCUCAUGGAGUCCAGGCACAAGCAGCAACUGAGCGGCAGGACCGGCACCGGAGGCGCGCCUCUCUAUGGCCGCCUCGUGGCGGAGGAGCCCCUGCCCCCCGCGGUCGGCGGGGCCGGGGUCGCCGCCCAGGACACCCCGGCGGACAUCCACGCGAUGCAGGCCCGGAUACCCCACAGGUUUCGGGACCCGGCGACGGCCCCGCUCCGGAAGCUCAGCGUCGACCUCAUCAAGACCUACAAGCACAUCAACGAGGUCUACUAUGCCAAGAAGAAGAGGCGGGCGCAGCAGAUGCAAGGCGAGGACGGCUCCCACAAGAAGGAGAGAAAGGUCUACAACUACGGGUGGGACGACGACAACCACGACUACAUCAUCAAGAACGGGGAAAAGUUCUUGGAUCGAUACGAGAUCGACUCGCUGAUAGGUAAAGGCAGCUUCGGCCAGGUCGUCAAGGCGUUCGACCACGAGGAGCAGACCCAGGUGGCGAUAAAGAUCAUCAAGAACAAGAAGCCCUUUCUGAAUCAGGCGCAGAUCGAGGUUCGACUGCUGGAGAUGAUGAACAGGGCGGAUACCGACAACAAGUAUUAUAUAGUUAAACUGAAGAGGCACUUUAUGUGGCGGAACCAUUUGUGUCUGGUAUUCGAGCUGCUGUCUUACAAUCUCUACGACCUCCUUAGAAAUACCAAUUUCCGCGGCGUGUCGUUGAACCUCACGAGGAAGUUUGCGCAGCAGCUGUGCACCGCCCUUCUGUUCCUCUCCACCCCGGAAUUGAACAUCAUCCACUGCGAUCUGAAGCCCGAGAAUAUCCUCCUGUGCAACCCCAAGCGCAGCGCGAUCAAGAUCGUAGACUUUGGCAGCUCCUGUCAGCUCGGACAGAGGAUAUACCAGUACAUCCAGUCCAGGUUUUACCGAUCACCCGAGGUCCUCCUCGGGAUACCGUACGACCUGGCGAUAGACAUGUGGAGUCUCGGAUGCAUCCUGGUGGAGAUGCACACGGGCGAGCCUCUGUUCAGCGGGGCCAACGAGGUCGACCAGAUGAACAAGAUCAUCGAGGUGCUGGGGAUGCCGCCCAAGCACAUCCUGGACCAAGCGCACAAGGCGCGAAAGUACUUCGAGAAAGUCCCCACGGACGGUUCUUACGUGCUCAAAAAGUGCAAGGACGGGAAGAAGUACAAGCUGCCGGGCACGAGACGACUCCACGACAUCCUCGGCGUGGAGAACGGCGGCCCCGGGGGCAGGAGACUGAGCGAGCCCGGCCACUCGAUUUCCGACUACCUCAAGUUCAAGGACCUGAUCCUGAGGAUGCUGGAGUUCGACCCGAAGACCAGAGUCACGCCGUACUACGCGCUCCAGCACAACUUCUUCAAGAGAACGGCCGACGAGGGGACCAACACGAACAUCGCCGCCGCGAACAGCGCCAACACCAGUCCGGCGGUGGUGUCGAUGAGUCAAGAUCACGGACUGGUAACCGUGUCAGGGCAGGGAAGCAGCAGCAGCAGCAGCGGCGGCAACGGCGGCGGCCCGAUGCAGGUCCCGAGCCUCCCCGGCGGAUACCAGCCGAUGGACUGCGAGUCGUCGCCCCGCCACUCGGGGACGCGGCGCGGCGCCGCGACGACGAGCUGCUAUCCGGGCCCCGGCCCCGGCCCCGGCCCCGGCCCCGACGGCUCCCUCAUCCCGAGCUCUCUCGGCUCCUACAACAGCCUCAUCCUCCCGGGCAUCCCCCACCUGCCCGCCAUGAUGACCUCGCCGAUGAUCCAGCAGCCCAACUUCUACAACUACGGCUACUCGAGCUCCGACGGCCACGGAAUGGCCCGGCAAGCGCCGGCGGUCGCCUCCGGGAAGCAGCGCGACCAGGACCGGGAGGACAGUCCCAUGGUGGGCGUAUGCGUCCAGCAAAGCCCGGUCGCCAUCCACUGAGAACCGCUGCGCGCCUUUUCCCACGUUUCCUGUCCCCCCCCAUCCUCUCCUUCCUCCGAUUCCUCGACGGCCGGCGGGGGAAGCCGGAAGCGGACCUCUCUCCCUCUCCCCCCUUAGCCGCGGCUGCCGCUGGACGCACCGCGGAUCGUCGCGGAUCGUCGGGAGGAACGGAGGACGAGGCUCGUCGCCGUCUUCGGAGGAGGGGCCGAGCCGAGCGGGACGGACGGACGGACACGGCCUAGCGAGGAUGAACCCAGCUGGCCUCUCGGGUCCCGUGCCCGAUUCGACGAGGACACUCCGCCCGGAGUUUCCGACUCGGUGGACGAUGCGCGUCCACGAGACGACGAGAAUUGCGAGGACUUUCGGCAUCCGAGAACUGUGUGGCCUAGAGAGCAAACAAAGUGAUAAUUACUAUUACCUAUCGCGUAACGUAAGGACGCAAUCGUCUCGCGACCCGCGAGUGCCCCGAGGGCGGACGCGUCCGGGUACGCGGAAUUUUCUACACGGGGUCGCGAGGGUAACGAUUUAACGAUAUAAAUGUGUAUGAGAGAGAGAGAGAGAGAGAGAGAGAGGGAAAGAGAGAAAGCGAGAGAAACCGAGAGAGAGAGAGAGUGGGUGUGCGCGAGCCUGGGGAAGAGAAAUGCAAGGAAACCGAGCCGAGGGAUAGCCGUUUGUACGAUACACCUAGGGCGAGUGAUUCGAGGAGAGCGCAGCUUUAGGGUCUAGCUUUUAGGUACGGACUAGCGGAAGGAACGUAAACUCUCGAGGGGGGGGCUUUUCAUUUACUUUCAAUCGGAGGCGGCGGAAGGACCGCUCGCGCGCCGGCGCAAACGUCGGUUUCGUUGCCGAAUGAGGACUCCAGGACGAACGGGGUUUGCGCGGCUCGGACGAUACAUAUUUAUACAUAAAGCAUUCGUAAGAAAGUUAACAAAAGUAAAUAUAUAUACAUAUAUAUAUAUAUAUAUACACAUGUAAGGUUGGUCAAGAACGGUAUAAUCGUAUAUCGAGAACUAGGUACUUUAUUAUUAACCGAGAGUACCCGCGUUCCGUCUGUCGCCGUACCAUUGAUUUCUGCCGUUUGCUCCGCUCUCUCUCGCUCUCUCUUUCUUUCUCUCUCUCUCUCUCUCUCUCUCUCCCUCUCUGUCUCUCUCUCUUCCCCCCAUCUCUCUCUUUCUCUCCGCGAAUUUUCGAGGUUUCCGAGGUUCGGAUCCUUCGAUCCGUCGGAGGCGGACGUCGCGGGGGCGGAGUCGGAGGCGUCGGCGCGUUCCUUCGUUCCGCGCGUCAUCGAGCCCGGCACUGAUCGAAAGUACCUGAAACGCGUUUGAGUCCAAGUCGGGAGCCACGAAAUCGUCGCUUUAGUGCUUCCUUCCUUAGCGACGCUCCGAGGGGGACCCGCCGAGUCCGGGUGCAUCCCUGUCUCGGUACCGCUUCUCGGCCACGCUUCUCGCAUCUCGCCUCUCGCCUGUCGGCCCCCUCGACCGCGAGCCGGUGCACCGCGGACGCGGCGCCUCCCGGUGCGGACGCGAGGAACGGCCGAUCCCCCCCGAAAACCGCGAGGAUCGCCCCUCCGGAAGGAGCGGAAAGAGAGAGAGACGACUCCCCGAGCGGGGAAACUACGUCUUAGCUUGUCGCAAUGACCCCCCGCCCGCCACGCCUGUCGCGCCGAUUUCCAUCCUACGCGAGGAACGUCCCGGGAUGAACCGCAUCCCUCGAUCGACCCCCGAUUCGAUUCGCAAAUGUUCGCGUGUAUGUGUAUUACGUUCGCAGGGCAACUACCACCGGAUGUGGUUUUUAUAUUUUUCUACGAGUCGGCGUUUUAAGGCCGCGGCGCCCAUUCUCGGGAGGUUCUCGCCAGCGCGUCCACCUAGGGAUUGCCCGGUACCCGGUAGCCGUCGAGAUCUCCGGGAUCGAGCUCGGCCACCUUCGGGGGGGGGGCCCCCGUCCGGGAUUUUCUCUACUUUUCGAUUUUUUACGCGUCCGAGGUGGAGGAAAGACGACCCCGCGCAACGGCUAGGAUCAUCGCGCUUCACUUGGGAGUAAUCCGUGCCCAAAAGUCCAAGUACUGACGUAUGGAAUUUAUUAUUUUGCUAUCUCCGACGAGGAGGGGGGGAUGUAAAAAGUGAACAGUCUCAUUUCGAUGAUCCAAAGGGGGGGUACUUAUUUGGAGAGUAUACGACGUUAUUGCAUUACGAAUUGAUGAAAAUUGGUCUUACUUUGCUUAUAGAUGGGAUAUUUACGAGUAUUAGGUAGGGAGAUAGAUAGAUAAAUAUAUAAAUAUAUAUAAAUAUAUAUAUAUAUAUAAAUAUAGGUAUAAAUAAAUAUAUUAAUGUAAAAUUUUCACUAACCGAAGUACAUCGAUAGUCGGGGGGGUAGGUUAUUGUUCGACGAGUCGGGAAGCGCGGCAAGAACGUAAAUUCCAUACAACCUGACUUUUGGAUACAGGAUUGCGAUCUUUCCAAGCGGUCCAAGCGUAUCCUUCUUUACUUUCCUUUUUGUUUUUUUGACGAUUGUUGAUUUUGACGGAAUUAUUGUAUAUCGUUUGUACCCGUAGCGACGCGAUCGGUCGAGGUCGCCGGCAUGAUUUUUAGCGAAGAAACUGCGCUCGGCGAAUGAAAGCGACGAGCGCGUUUAGGGAGCGGGUGGGGGGGAAUAAAAAGUCUGUAGGGAAUUUUUUUUUAAUGGCCGAGACUUAUCCCGGAAUAGGGUCUCGACGAGCUCGCGCAGUUGUGGUCAAAACGCCUAAGGUGGCAUUAAUCGGGUGUCAAAAAGGAGAGAAUGCCUUGGGAGCGACCUCGCCCUUACAUCGGGGCCGGUCUGGCGAACCUUUUACGCGGCGUUGCGGCAACGGCAUCCCGAUAGAGCGAAUACCGCCUAUUCCUUUCCACUUUGUACGUACCGUUUCAUUCGUUCAUCUCUCUCUCUCUCUCUUUCACUCUCUAUCGAAAUUAAUCGGAAGGCCCUGAUUCGCGAUUCCCUUUUCCCGGCUCCUUACCGCGCGCGCGCGCGUCGUCGUCGUUCGGCGACUACGAUCGUAAAGAACUAUCCUGGCGAGAGAAGACCUUUUUACCGCUCGCAAAAACAGUUGUCGCAAAAUGCAAAAUAUUUAAGCCAAUUAGCAAAGAACGGACACGUAUACAUCUACAUAGAGCGUAAGUGCUGGCUGAGACAUGUUCCAAGUGAUUGCGUUUCUACCGCGACACCUAAUGUCUAAGAGACUCCAAGGGAUGCACUCGUCCCGGGGGUAUCCCGGGGUAUCCCGACCGACCGACCGACUUACUCGCAACGAGACUCGGACGUCCACCUAAAACUUUUUACUCGAAUCAAUAACGACUAAUGGUUCCUACGCGCGACCACCGGACCGCCGAUCGUCGACCGAUCGAUGUCGUCGGAAAGAAGAAAGAAAGAAAGAAAGGAAAAAAAAGAAGAAGAGAAACAAAACAAUGCCUUUCGAUUCGACCUCCUCUCGCGCGGAUUCUUCUCUCUUUCUCUCCGUCUCUCGCGAUUGCCACGAAUUACGAAGAUCUCUUAAGUUGUUCUCCUGUACAUAUGUAUUACUUUCUAGACAGUAAACCUUAGGGAUAGCGUUUUACAAGAUUUCGGGUUAAUGCGCGCGGAAGGAUUUAACGUAGGAAUUUUCUAUUAUUAAUGACAAGAGCGCGACCGCCUUUAAGGGUCGAUCGUCCGCUGUCCGAAUUGACUCGAGCAACGGCCGGCCCUUCGGCCCGCUCCCUGCAAGGGACUUACAGAGGAGCCUUCGGUUAUUGCCUCCUAAAGGGACUAUUUUCUACGACAUCGGGCGCCGGGCCACCGUUGCUCCUCGAUUGCCGAUCGCCGCGUCGAAGGUCCCUUAGAUUAUUAUUCGUCUCAUCCACUUCUUUCUAAGUCCACACCGUGUCGCGGACGACGAGUGUUCCUACGUUUAAUCCGUGUAGGUGUGCCGUUGCCUUGAGCCUCUCCUCUUUUUUAAAUAAGUAUUCGCUCUGACGUAAGCCAGGAUGUUGAUUGACGAAAAACUUGAAUAACGUCCAUGGACAUUGUUCCCCCGCUCGUUGGAUCGUCCCCAGAGGAUCGACUCCAGGAAAUCUUUGGAACAUGCCGCAGCUUAAGUAAAAUAACAUAAGUUUCCUAACGUCAUGUGUAAAAACAUUGUGUUCAGAAAAAAAUAUACUAUAAUACGACUGAUACGCCCGAAAUUUGACGAGCAAUCGUCGGCCGAGAAAGGGAGAGAUAAGGUAACGCGCCUCGGACGUCGAUUGACCGCCGUUCGUCGGGGAAAAAAAAAAAAAAAGA